AUGUUGGACCAAUCAUUUGUGGAAAAUUCCAGCUGGAAGCCAGAUCUUUUCCGGGGCAAGGUGGUGUUUGUUACGGGAGGCGCAGGCACCAUUUGUCGCGUUCAGACCGAGGCCUUGGUGCUUCUUGGAGCCAAUGCCGCCAUUAUUGGUCGCAACGUCGAGAAAACGGAGAAAGCAGCGCUCGAGAUCCAGGGCUUGCGCUCUGGAAGCAAGGUGAUCGGCAUUGGAGGUAUUGACGUGCGCAGUGUCGAGAGUAUUGCUUCGGCAGUCGCUAGGACGGUGGAAGCCUUGGGCCGCGUGGACUUUGUGAUUGCUGGGGCAGCAGGCAACUUCUUGUCUGACUUCAACCACUUGUCAUCGAACGCAUUCAAGUCUGUGGUAUCAAUAGACUUGUUGGGAUCGUUCAACACGGUGAAAGCAGCGUUCCCGGAGCUCCGCCGCAACAAAGGUGCGGUGUUGUUUGUGCUGGCUACUUUGCAUUACUACGGUGUUCCUUUCCAGGCCCAUGUAGGCGCUGCCAAGGCUGGUGUUGAUGCGCUAUCCAAUGCAUUGGCGGUGGAGCUAGGGCCCUUGGGUAUUCGUUGCAACUGUAUUGCCCCCGGUGGAAUUGAAGGUACCGAGGGUAUGUCACGGUUGAUGCCAGACGGUGGUGUGGCGGAAAAGGUGCCUUUGGGAAGGUGGGGCACAACACAAGAUAUUGCUGAGGCGACGGUAUUCUUGUUUUCGCCCGCAGCGUCGUAUGUCACAGGCACAGUCCAGGUUGUGGAUGGAGCCUUUUGGCAAAUGUGCAACCUCACGGCGGGAGUCUACCCGGACGUGAUUAUCAACCAGAACAGUCAAGAGGGGAAAUUAUAA
Messenger RNA from Clavispora lusitaniae ATCC 42720, 855 nucleotides. It is a transcript of the gene SPS20, whose product is annotated as Sps20p. Gene Ontology annotation, molecular function: 2,4-dienoyl-CoA reductase (NADPH) activity. Gene Ontology annotation, cellular component: peroxisome. The record is from RefSeq and is a predicted model, not a curated record. NCBI's taxonomy places the organism in Eukaryota, Fungi, Ascomycota, Pichiomycetes, Serinales, Metschnikowiaceae. Gene Ontology annotation, biological process: fatty acid catabolic process.